AUGUUCAUCCUCCUCACAUCCUUUCUCUUCCUCUUCACCACUUCCGCCAAAAACCCCAAUUGGGACGCAACCGUCAGCAUGAAAGCAGCCGCCAUGGGCUCCGUCUUUCGAGACUGCUACCUCAGAACGGACGAGAUCGAUUCGCUGUGUAUUACAACGGUCAUGACCCACACGGCGCGCCAGGAGGCUUGUACUGUCACUGUGGAUUGUGUAGGAGAUCGAGGCUUACGAGAGGGUAGGGACUCAUCCGAUGGAGAUGCCGACGCCUAA
This is a messenger RNA of Parastagonospora nodorum SN15, 270 nucleotides long. RefSeq lists its product as hypothetical. The record is from RefSeq and is a predicted model, not a curated record. The transcript has 2 exons. The coding region runs from base 1 to 270 and encodes 89 amino acids. NCBI's taxonomy places the organism in Eukaryota, Fungi, Ascomycota, Dothideomycetes, Pleosporales, Phaeosphaeriaceae.